Pleuronectes platessa (European plaice) is the source of this 3640-nucleotide messenger RNA. RefSeq names its product DEAD-box helicase 3 X-linked b (gene ddx3xb). Gene Ontology annotation, molecular function: RNA helicase activity; ATP binding; RNA binding. The transcript is spliced from 19 exons. Gene Ontology annotation, biological process: cell differentiation; gamete generation. Gene Ontology annotation, cellular component: P granule; nucleus. Lineage: Eukaryota; Metazoa; Chordata; Actinopteri; Pleuronectiformes; Pleuronectidae. The record is from RefSeq and is a predicted model, not a curated record. Bases 283 to 2472 code for a protein of 729 amino acids.
UUCACCCGUGCCACCGCGACAGCGUCUCGUCCCAGAAGCUAGCAGCGCAAAACCGAACAACAGCUGAGUUUGCACGAAGAUCCCGCAAAUCACCGCAACGUUAAAUCCAACUCCAGCACCGGACACGGACACGCGUGACCGUCGAGAGCCAGAGAAGACACUGCCAGCCGUGGACACCUCGGAAACGGCGCAGGGAAGAAGCAGCAGCGCGUCCAGCAAACCCCGGCAAACAAAGAGGUCCCCAUCUUCAACGACAACAUUUUUCCUCCAUAUUCCAUAGUUAUGAGUCAUGUGGCCAUCGAGAAUGCCCACGGCCUGGAGCAGCAGCUUGCUGUCCUCGACUUGAGUGCUGCAGAUGGACAAAUUGGAGGCAAUAGCAGUAAGCAUGCAAAAUCAGGAAAUGCCUUCGCCGCUGGUCGACAAGGUGUCUACGCCAUGGCGCCUCCAGCCAACUUCGGUUGGGACGGAGGGCGCAACAACUUUGUGAAUGGCUACCAUGACAACCGCAUGGCCGGCAACACAUUUAAUCGGGGCCCGCCUCGCAUGGAGCGGGGAAGAGGAGGCGGAGGCGGUUAUCGUGGUAACAGAGGAGGAGCCUUCAACCCCAUCAUCCCAGCACAGCCAAUGGGAUUUGGUAGCUUCGAAAACAAAGAUGCAGGCGGCUGGAACACGGCCAAGGACGCCUAUAGCAAUUUUGGUAACAACCGAGGGAAGUCUGCAUUCUUCAAUGACAGGGGCAACGCUAACAGAGGGAGGUUCGAGCAUGGUGGAUUUGGUGGUGGUGGAGGAGGCGGAGGAGGAAACAGCCGCUGGGUGGAGGAGCCCAUGAAUGAAGGGGAUUGGUCCAAACCAACACCACGCAACGAACGCCUUGAAAAUGAGCUGUUCGCUGCCAGUAACACAGGCAUUAACUUUGAGAAGUAUGAUGACAUUCCCGUUGAGGCCACAGGGCAGAACUGCCCCCACCACAUUGAUAGCUUCCAAGAUGUGGACAUGGGUGAGAUUAUCAUGAACAACAUCGCUCUGAGUCGCUACACCAGACCAACUCCUGUCCAGAAAUACGCCAUUCCAAUCGUCAAGUCAAAGAGAGAUCUCAUGGCAUGCGCACAGACGGGUUCUGGAAAGACUGCAGCAUUUCUGCUGCCGAUUCUCAGCCAGAUCUACAAUGAGGGACCAGUAGAAGCUACUAAUGCAGCUAAAACCUCUGGACAGGAGAAUGGGAAGUACGGACGUCGUAAGCAGUACCCAAUGGCCCUGAUACUGGCUCCAACCAGAGAGCUGGCUUUGCAGAUAUAUGAUGAAUCCAGGAAGUUUUCCUACAGGUCCAGAGUGCGUCCUUGUGUUGUGUAUGGAGGAGCAGACAUUGGCCAGCAGAUAAGAGACCUGGAGAGAGGCUGCCACCUACUGGUGGCUACACCAGGAAGACUGGUAGACAUGAUGGAGAGGGGCAAGAUCGGACUGGACUACUGCAACUACUUGGUCCUGGAUGAGGCAGAUCGCAUGUUGGACAUGGGAUUCGAACCGCAGAUCAGGCGCAUUGUGGAGCAGGACACCAUGCCAAACAAAGGCCUGCGACAAACCAUGAUGUUCAGUGCUACCUUUCCUAAAGAGAUCCAGAUCCUGGCCAGGGAUUUCCUAGAGGAGUACAUCUUCCUGGCAGUGGGCAGAGUGGGUUCCACCUCAGAGAACAUCACUCAGAAAGUGGUGUGGGUGGAAGAGAGCGAUAAGAGGUCUUUCCUCCUGGACCUGCUCAGUGCUACAGUCAUCCCGAGCGAGGUACAGGACAAUACUGGAGACAACAUAGAGAAACCUGGCAAGGACUCAUUGACUCUGGUUUUUGUGGAGACCAAGAAAGGCGCCGAUGCCUUGGAGGACUUCCUGUAUCGGGAGGGCUACGCCUGCACCAGCAUCCAUGGUGACCGCUCCCAGAGGGACAGAGAAGAGGCCCUGAGCCAGUUCCGGUCAGGAAAAUGCCCCAUUCUGGUUGCCACAGCGGUGGCAGCUCGGGGUCUGGACAUCUCCAACGUGAAGCACGUUAUUAACUUUGAUCUGCCCAGCGACAUAGAGGAGUAUGUCCACCGCAUCGGGCGUACAGGAAGAGUCGGAAACCUGGGAUUGGCCACAUCGUUCUUCAAUGAUAAGAACGGGAACAUCACUAAAGACCUGCUGGACAUCCUUGUAGAGGCUAAACAGGAAGUUCCCUCUUGGCUUGAGAGCCUGGCCUAUGAGCACCAGCAUAAGAGCACCAACAGAGGACGUUCUAAGAGGUUCGCUGGAGGGUUUGGAGCACGUGAUUAUCGUCAGACGGCCGCUGGAGCUAACGCCGGAGGGUUCGGAGCACGCGGAGGACGCAACCAGCCAGGACAUGGAGCAGCCCGAGGCUUUGGAGGAGCUGGAUUUGGAAACUUCUACGCCAGUGACGGCUACGGCGCCAACUACUCGCACCCUCAAGUUGACUGGUGGGGCAACUAGGUUCCUCCUCUCUCCUCCAUCCCUUCUCCUUCACUCAUUCUUCUUUCUUCUUUUCACUCAUCAUCCUCCCUCAUUUCCCCCACACUGUCGUCUGCACUCCGUCUGUCUACAUCCCUUCCAUAAACCCCAAGAAUCCAUGUGCAUGUUAUUGGACUAUUUAUACUCGUUUAUAUAGCCCCCCUUCCAUCUCUAUGCGCUUAAAUCUUUUAAUUCCUCUUCUAUCCAUCUCCACCUUCGUUGUUACAGUUUUCGGUUUGAUUUUUUUGAUUUCUUAGUUCCCGAUGACUCUCGCCUAUUACAAUUGGUCACAGUUAAAAAGGAUUCUUCAAUUUUAGCGGGUUAUUUUUUUUUUAACACUAGCCACAGGUUUACUUCAAGCUAGCAGCAUCCUUUGUUUUCAGCGAGGACAUUUUAAAGUAUUUUCCCUCUGUGACACACGUCUGAAGAGAAAUAACCAGUUCUAAAGUUUUACAUGUUCUUUUAUAUGAUACACACAAGAUUGACAGCGUGUGGACUUCUCCAUAACAGUUGUAGAAGAUGGAGGGAUAUUCAUUUAUUUCAGUUUAAGAUUUUAGUUUUGGCUUCAUUAUUUUUGUCUAUAUUCACCCAAAGCCAGCUUCCUGUGUCCCUCCACACGCCAUCUUUGUAUGUAACGCAUGGCCAUGUUGUAAAUCACCGGCCAGGAACUUUUCUAAAAGCGCGGAGAAAGGUGAGGCUGAGGUGUACUUCACUUACAUCACAGAUUCUUAAAAAGGGGUAAAGAAACCGCAAAAAAUUGUUUUUUGUCACCUUUUUAAAACAAUCGUUUCAAGAGAAUAAUGAGACUGAGGAGACGAGGAGCUGGGACGCUUCCAGUGGUUGUUAAUAUCACAAUGACAAAUAGCAUUUCUUUGUUUGAAGCAAAACAUAAUGGAGAAUCAUUUGUUUCUGUACUGUGCCUUUCAGCAGUUGAACUUUUGUCCCUUGUUUCCAUUGUUUUUAUUGCCAUUAUGCGUUCAGGGCCACAAGUAUCGGCCAACUGUGACUGAAAAAAAGUGUAUUCAAUGUCAUGUAUGGGUUCAGUCAUGUUUUCUUUAUUUCUAUUUGGAAGGAAACAAACUAGGCUUGAACUAAAUCAAACCUUGGCAAAAAAAAAAAACUAAAUAAAAACUGUGGUGAGGAACCUCAA